Halteromyces radiatus is the source of this 1424-nucleotide messenger RNA. Its product is annotated as S-adenosyl-L-methionine-dependent methyltransferase. The coding region runs from base 107 to 1342 and encodes 411 amino acids. NCBI's taxonomy places the organism in Eukaryota, Fungi, Mucoromycota, Mucoromycetes, Mucorales, Cunninghamellaceae. The transcript has 5 exons. The record is from RefSeq and is a predicted model, not a curated record.
AAAAAAAAAAAAAAAAGCACAUCUAUUUUAUUCUUCCCCUCCAUUCAUCAUUAUCAUCAUUUUCACAUUUAUUUUCUUUUCUUUUUUUAAUGGAAUCUCUGUUACAAUGGGUAAUGCAAAAUCACGGCAAUCAUUAUCAAAAUGCCUUGAUGAUCGAUCCAAUCAAACAGAUUUAUACAAUAAAAGCGAUCUCAAUGAUCUAAAAAGUAAUUCAUCCACUUCAUUACCCAUUUUUUCAUCAUCAUCGCUCAGUGAUGAUAGUCGACGCCAUUCUGAACCUUCAAUGCUAUGCGAUAAGGCACCAAGGCCAUGGUCAAUGCCAUUUCCCUCAUCUGUUAGGACCUCCAAUGAUCAUCACAGGAUAUCAACGAUGGACGAAAAUGAAGAAUUUACUCAUAGAACAGAUAUGCAUUACCUAUUGAAGCAUUACUUUCAUGGGAAUUUCAACGUACCUCUUGAAGGUAUAUUCAAUGCAUCAUCAUCAUCAUCAUCGUCAUCAUCAUCUACUCUAUUGACACAACAACAAACAAUUCCACCUAUCCGAAUUCUUGAUAUUUUUUGUACGACUGGUGUUUGGGUAUUAGAAAUGGCGUCUGAUUACCCCAAAGUACAAUGCUAUGGGAUUGAUCCUGGAAAAGAUUAUCCUAACUCAAUCAAGCCAUCUAAUGCUCAUUUUUCGCAUUAUGAUAUUACUGAAAACAAUGGUCGUAUGGAAUUCGAAGAUUCUUUUUUUGAUUUUGUGCGAAUGGAGAUGAUUUAUCAGUGUUACUCUAAAGAACAAUGGAAGAUCCUUUGUAAGGAAAUGAAUCGUAUAUUAAAAAGAGGAGGAUAUUUUGAAUUGCGUGAUGUGAAUCCAAUUAUGAAACAUGCAGGUCCUAUAGCCCACGAGGGAUUCAAACGAUAUCCACAAAUUAUGAAAGAACUACUAGGUGUAGACGUUGAUUGGUAUGCACAUAUGUGUGAUUAUAUGGAACGGUAUGGAUCGAUGAUCGAUAUCCAUUAUAAAGAAAUCAGAAUACCCAUUGGAUGGUCUGGUCCACCCUCGUUACUUAUGAAAAAAGUGACUGAAUCGGCCUUGGAAACACAUAGAAGAAAAUGGAUAAAGGUAGCUGCAUUUGAUGCCAAGGGUCUAGAUGAUUACACUGAUAAUCUACAACUCGCUUUGAAAGAAGCAGUUGAUUAUCAUUCUUAUUAUAAUUUUUACCUUUGUUGGGGUCGUAAGUCCUUUAUUUCCCAAGAGACGUUUCUUCAUCCUACUACCAUUACUGAUGAUGAUCAUCGAAAAAAGAUUCCUUCUAUUUCUUCCGAAAAUGAUAUUUAUGCUUAUGGUUAUGAAGAAUAGGUCAUAAUUAAAAAAAAAAAAAGUUGUUAAAUUAAAUAUAAUGAUUGAUGAUUAAAUGUAUGAUGAUAUGUGAUGAUUAAAU